AUGGAGAAGGUGAACAUCGAACCUUGUGUGAAGAUGGACACCCAAACCCUUGAUCUUCUCAAGAUAAGAGAUGAUGUCACAUGGUACAUAAGGAAGCUAGGCUUGAGCAAGCUCUUCAAGCUAGAGUGUAGUGAGUACUCACAACUCACCAAGGAGUUCCUCUCCACAGUAGCUCUUGCCUUUCCCAACCACAAUGGAGACCAACCAGCUGGUGAUGGACUCCUACUCUUCAAGAUAGGCGAUGCCAAUGGGCGCAUCUCCAUCUCAGCUCUAUGCCAACUCUUUGGACUUCCCAAUGAGACAGCACAUGACUUCAAGGAGAACUCAAAGAGGAAACAAGCUGCCUUUGCUGAUUGGACACACUUUGCCAAUGAACCAUUCUUGCCUUCAAAUCAAAGGUGUCUAGAAUCACUCAUCCAGCCAUUCGCUAUGUGCACCGCCUCAUCUCCACCACUUUCCAAUGCAAACAAGAAGCCAACAAGGAAGCUAGCUAAAGACUUGGAAGGCAACAAGAAGCUUUGUGUUCGUUUUGGGAGGCUUAUCACGGCCAUAGUGCAACAUGUGGGGAUUGACAUUCCCAACUAUGAGCCACUACCCAAGCCAACCCCUUUGGAUCUCCAUGCUCUUCAGCACAUCCACUUCCUAAACCGUUGGACUAAAGACCCAACUCGGUUUUGCUAUGAGUUUCCAAUUGGUCCAGCCAACACUUCCCUUGUCUUGCUGCCACAUGAGACAUCCCAAGCCUACGCUCAGGUGUUGUCACUUUCCAGCCCAAGGAGGAAGACUUCUAUGUUCCAUCAAGUGAGAAACCAUCAUUCCCCAUGCUCACCUAUCGCACACUUCAGCACAGUCAAGACUCAACGCCGCCACCAAGAACGCCAUGUUCUCACUACUGGCAUGGCCGCGCACCAAGCUCUAGACCGUGUAAGCAAGCUGGAGAAGAUAGUGGAGUGCCAAUCUCGCUUCAUCUCACGCCUAGUUCGUGUAGUUCGCCACAUUGCACCGGAGAGACUCUUUCGCCCUUCUUCCACCGCUAGAGAGCCAUAUGAGCCUGACCUUGGUGAGUUCUCACUAGACUCAGAGCUUGGUUCAGAAGGCGAUGACCCCAUAGAUGAGGAAGAGAGUUCUUCUCACUGCCACACAUAG
Microthlaspi erraticum is the source of this 1146-nucleotide messenger RNA. NCBI's taxonomy places the organism in Eukaryota, Viridiplantae, Streptophyta, Magnoliopsida, Brassicales, Brassicaceae. The record is from the annotation of a GenBank genome assembly.